CUCAUGGCAUGGGCCGGUGGUAAGAAGUCGCCGAAGUAUGCUGCUGUCGGGAGAGAGGAAAUGGAUGCAACUUCUAGGGAAGAAGCAAGUGCUAGCGCCAUCGAGCUCGUUGUGCCACCAGCUAGGAUUGGCAACGGAAUUAGCAGCGUCCCAGACUACGCACGUCGUGGACAAACUGGUAUAGCGCGAGGCGUUCAUCAGGCUGAUGAGGACAUUUCAGACGAGGACGACACAAAGCAAGAAGAUGAAGUUAGCGAAGGAGAGAGAGGACAGAACAAAGAGAAUCAUGAUGAAAGCGGCGGGGAAAGGCUUUCUGCUGAUGAUCCCCGAGUAGACUACGAGAAGCAAGGAGGACAGGAGAGCGACGUGGAAUCGCCAACGGGCUCAUCUUCGCCAGGGGGAAAAAACCAGAGCAACUUGGUUGGAAUGGGAAAAGUUUGUACCGAUACCUCCACUGAAGAUCAUGAACGCGACCUAGAUGAACUUGUGAUUACGCUCCCAGAAGCGAUUCGAACAGGGCUGUUUUGGUUCUUCGUCCAUGCGAUGGUUUUGCAAGCUGCAAUUUUGACUGCUUUGUGGUUCCACCUGGACAAUAUCUUGAAAGGUGUUCCGACCGACCUAGUUUUGACUGUCUACAUUAGCGCUGCAAUUUCUGCUGGACUCAGCAGUAUUUUAUGCGGCAUAGCUGCAGAUAAAAGUUGGUGCCGCUAUGAGAGCAUGGUCGCGGUGAUGUGUGUUUGUCUCACGCUUAUGUGUAUCUUCUACGGGCUCGGUUUGCGAUAUUUGAAGCUGGACGA
Molecule: messenger RNA, 797 nt
Organism: Amoebophrya sp. A25
Lineage: Eukaryota; Dinophyceae; Syndiniales; Amoebophryaceae
Source: the annotation of a GenBank genome assembly